Molecule: messenger RNA, 1185 nt
Organism: Cetraspora pellucida
Lineage: Eukaryota; Fungi; Glomeromycota; Glomeromycetes; Diversisporales; Gigasporaceae
Source: the annotation of a GenBank genome assembly
AUGGCCAGAUGUUCUCUUGCUAGCACUAUUAUUUGCUUAGAACCUAACUUAGACUUAGUUCUUCCGCAAUUUCUCUAUUAUUACUUACAAAGUAAAGAAAGUCAAAUAAGCAAUUUAGUUGCGGGCAGCACUGUUCCUAUGCUAACUAAAAAUGUUCUUUCUGACUUUCUCAUUUUGUUGCCUUCUCUUGAAGAACAAAAGAAAAUUCUCUCCAAAUUUCAAGUUGUCUAUGAUCAAAUAUUCGCUAGCGAAAUUCAAUAUCAAGAUAGACUCCAAAAGAUAAUGCAAAAAUGUUUAAAAAUUGGUGAUUUAAAGUUUCAAAAACACCGUGAUUCUACUAUCCGAAUUAAAGACCAAUUUCAAUUAAUUUGUGGUCGAACUCCCCCUUCUAAGGAAGAACAUUCUUUACAGAAAAAAAAUGUUCCCCUAGAGGUAAUUCGUAAUCAUCCUCACCGACGAACUAAAACUAAUUAUUUUCUGGCCAUUUUUCGUUUGCGUCAUAGUAUUAGUAAAGCCGUCCAUGAUUUUUUCCACCAAGAAGGAUUUUAUUACGUUCCGACCCCAAUUAUCACUACUAAUGAUACCGAAGGAACAGGAGGAUUAUUUAACAUUAGCACUAACGAGGAAGAACCGUUUUUUGCUCUUCCUGCCAAUUUAACAGUCAGCGGACAACUCCAUGCUGAAGCCUUAGCCCAAGGAUUAGGCCGAGUUUACACUUUUGCCGAAAAAAUGGUUAAAUACGCAACAAAUUAUGUUCUGGCUAAUAACAAAGAAGAAUUAGAGCACUUUGAAAAAUUUCAGCAAAAAUCAAUAAUCGCAAAGUUAAAAAAUAUUUCACACACUAAGUUUCAAGCACUUGGUUACGAGGAAGGCCUCAAAAUACUCGAAAAAGUUAAAAACAAUUUUAAACAGAAUAAUAUUUUCUGGGGUAUGGAUUUCCAAGCCGAACACGAAAAAUAUUUGUGUCAGUAUUUUGACAACCAACCAAUUUUUAUCCUCAACUAUCCCCAAGAAUUAAAGCCUUUUUAUAUGAAAAACAACCCGGAUGGAAAAACUGUGGCUUGUUUCGACUUAAUUUUUCCCGAAAUUGGGGAACUAAUUGGUGGAAGCGCACGGGAAAACAAUUACCAAAUCUUAGUUGAUAAGGCUUAUCAAAAGAGUUUAGAUGUGGAUAAUUUAAGUUGA